Molecule: messenger RNA, 966 nt
Organism: Notothenia coriiceps (black rockcod)
Lineage: Eukaryota; Metazoa; Chordata; Actinopteri; Perciformes; Nototheniidae
Product: centromere protein J-like
Exons: 8
Coding region: 391-966 (191 amino acids)
Biological process (GO): centriole elongation; cilium assembly
Cellular component (GO): centriole; centrosome
Molecular function (GO): tubulin binding
Source: RefSeq, a predicted model, not a curated record
UUAUGUUGGAAAAGCUCCGCCUGAGUGCCUGGAAGAAAACCUCAGUCAGUGCCGAAGAGAAGGAGAAAGAAGCGAGAGACGCCCCCAAAAUGUUUGAGAACAAUGUGCCAUCUGUGACCAAAGGAGUGAAAUUCGCUCUCCCUCUGGACUCCAGAAGAAGCAGCUGUGCAGCAGCCAUGAGACGAGGCUCCAGAGACACUCAGGGAGCUACAGCGAUGAAGAGCAGCCUGAGGAGGCCAUCAGGCUGCGGACCCUCCUCCUCUUUCCUCCUCCUCUUCCUCCUCCUUGCUGCCUGUCAGAAGGUCGACUCCUGCCAGCUCGAGUCAGGACACAUCCCCAAAUCAAGAAUCCUCCAGCAGCAGCAGCAGCUCUCCCGUGAGAGACGUGACAAUGCAAUCCCUACCUCAAGAGCCAGAGUGCAGCGAGGCCCACGAGCCAGAAUCUGAUCAGGUCAUUACACACCCCGAUGGGAAGACAGAGACGGUUCUGGCCGGAGGCGAUCGUCUCUUCGUCUUCCCCAACGGGACGAAGAAGGAGGUCUCAGCGGACGGACUGACGGUCAAAGUCACGUUCUUCAACAGAGACACCAAGGAGGUCACAGCCGACCAGAGAGUGAUCUAUUACUACGCCGAGGCUCAGACGUCACACAUCACAUACCCAGAUGGUAUCGAGGUGCUGCACUUCCCCAACAACCAGACUGAAAAACUUUUCCCAGACGGCCGUAAAGAAAUCACGUUCCCAGACCAGACUGUGAAGAACCUGUUUCCCAACGGCCGGGAGGAGAGCGUUCUGACGGACGGGACCGUCAUUCAGGUCAACUCAAAGGAUCAGGAGACCGACACGGUGACUAUCAAAGGGACUAGCCAGCAGCAGCCAGCAGCAGCCAUUGAUAUGAUGAUGAUUAAAUGUGCUGUUUUUAGGAACAUCCAUGCCAAAUACAUUGGAAUUCAAAUAAACAUUGAAUAG